Cucurbita maxima (winter squash) is the source of this 1617-nucleotide messenger RNA. RefSeq names its product UDP-glycosyltransferase 13-like. Gene Ontology annotation, molecular function: UDP-glycosyltransferase activity. The transcript has 2 exons. Bases 132 to 1520 code for a protein of 462 amino acids. Lineage: Eukaryota; Viridiplantae; Streptophyta; Magnoliopsida; Cucurbitales; Cucurbitaceae. The record is from RefSeq and is a predicted model, not a curated record.
CUGGGCCGCAGCGCCCCUGUAGCCUUCCUACUCUUGAUGCCGUCCAUUAAUCACUCCCAUUCAAGAUUCACGCUCCUUUACUCCUUACUAUAUAACCCUUUCUACUACUACCCUUCAUUCAACUUCCAGAAAUGUCAACUUCCGAUCAGCCCUCCGGCGACCUCACCCAUGUUGCUCUGUUCCCAAGUGCUGGCAUGGGCCAUCUUGUUCCCUUUCUCAGACUGGCUGCCGCUCUCCUCCGUCAUCACUGCAAGCUUACCCUCAUCACUUCUCAUCCUGCCGUCUCUUCUGCUGAGUCGCAACUCAUUUCCCGAUUCCUCUCUGCUUUCCCCCAAAUCACUGAGCUCAAGUUCCAUAUCGUACCUCUUGACCCUCUUGUCGCGAACUCCGAUGACCCUUUUUUUCUUCAAUUUGAAGCCAUUCGUCGAUCGGUUCAUCUUAUCACUUCUCCCCUUUCUGCCCUCUGUCCGCCUCUGUCCGCCCUUGUCUGUGAUGUGAGCUUGAUUUCCUCUGCUCUUGUGCUUUCUGCGACCCUUAAGAUACCCAAUUACGUGCUCUUCACCUCCUCUGCUAUAAUGUUUUCUCUCUUUGCCUAUUACCCGUUUGUUAAAAUGUCUGACCCAUCUGGCGAUUUGAUUCACAUUCCUGCGAUUGGGUCAAUUCCCAAAACAUCGCUCCCUCCUCCCCUGCUCGUCGAUAAUAGCAUCUUCAAGAAAAUUUUUACGCAAGAUGGUCGGAGGAUCAAAGAACUGAAUGGGGUUUUGAUCAAUGCGAUGGACGCAAUGGAAGGAGAUACCCUGAAUGCACUCAACAGUGGGAAGGUAGUGGAUGGAUUGCCGCCAGUGGUACCCAUAGGACCAUUGCUGCCAUGUGAGUUUGAGAAUCCAGAGGGGAAGUCUCCCAUAAAAUGGCUGGAGAAGUUACCUCCCAGAUCGGUGGUUUUCGCGAGCUUCGGCAGCCGGACCGCCGCUUCGAGAGAGCAAAUCAAAGAGAUCGGAAUUGGGUUGGCUUCAAGUGGGUACAAAUUCCUGUGGAUAGUGAAAGAUAAGGUAGUGGACAAGGAAGACAGAGAGGGGGUAGAGGGGGUAGUGGGGGAAGAACUGAUGGAGAAAUUGAAGGAGAAGGGGAUGGUAUUGAAGGAAUGGGUAAAUCAGGAGGAAAUUUUGGGGCACAGAGCGGUGGGUGGGUUUGUGAGCCAUUGUGGGUGGAACUCGGUGAUAGAAGCGGCGUUGAAGGGGGUGCCAGUUUUGGCGUGGCCUCAAAACGGGGACCAGAUGAUCAAUGCAGGAUUGGUUGCAGAGAAAGGGGUUGGAAUGUGGGUUGAAAAAUGGGGUUGGGGCCAUAAAUGUGUGGUGAAGGGCGAGGAACUUGGUGGGAGGAUUAAAGAGCUGAUGGAGAGUGAUGGUUUGAGAGCACGAGCUGCAGAGGUUAAAGAGGAGGCAGCGAAGGCUGUGGCUGUCGGAGGAAGCUGUGACAGAGCAUUUGAAUGGCUGAUUGGAAGGUGGAGCAAGGGCAUCUGAAGAAGGGCUGUUCAAAGGUUGUUUAGGAUUAAGAUAUAGAAUAAGAUAUAAAUUAUGAAUAAUAUAAGACGGGGUUAUUACAAGGCCCAUUAUGUGA